Messenger RNA from Leopardus geoffroyi (Geoffroy's cat), 546 nucleotides. RefSeq names its product acyl-CoA binding domain containing 7 (gene ACBD7). The transcript is spliced from 4 exons. Lineage: Eukaryota; Metazoa; Chordata; Mammalia; Carnivora; Felidae. Gene Ontology annotation, molecular function: fatty-acyl-CoA binding. The record is from RefSeq and is a predicted model, not a curated record. Bases 94 to 360 code for a protein of 88 amino acids. Gene Ontology annotation, biological process: fatty acid metabolic process.
GGCGGGCGGAGGCGCGCCGCCAUUUAAGGAGCCGCGGGGCGGGGUCUGGGUGAGUGUGCGUCGGGAGUGUGGCUGCAGUUGGGUUUUGUGACCAUGUCUCUGCAGGCUGAUUUUGAUAGGAUCGCCGAAGAUGUGAAGAAGAUGAAAACAAGGCCAAAUGAUGGAGAACUGAAAGAACUCUAUGGGCUCUACAAACAAUCUGUAGUUGGCGACAUUAAUAUUGAGUGUCCAGGAAUAUUAGAUUUAAAAGGCAAGGCUAAAUGGGAAGCAUGGAACCUCCAAAAAGGGUUAUCGAAGGAAGAUGCCAUGAGUGCGUACAUUGCUAAAGCAAAAGAGCUGAUAGAAAAAUAUGGAAUUUAAAAUUCAGCUAUGAGAAAGUUUUUCUUUUGAAACCUUCAUAAUGCUAUCAUGACCUAACAUCUGGAUAAGAAAUGCACUGUUAACUCUACAUGUCGUGAAUAUUUUUGCCAUUAACAUGAAUUGUAAUCCUUAAUUAGCGGUACACUGAAACUGUGUUAUGUAAUGAAAUUUUACUUGCCUAAACCA